Molecule: messenger RNA, 3063 nt
Organism: Fusarium sp. VM40
Lineage: Eukaryota; Fungi; Ascomycota; Sordariomycetes; Hypocreales; Nectriaceae
Source: the annotation of a GenBank genome assembly
AUGAGCAACAUUUGGCCCUCGACGGCCUCUCAAGACGAACCCCAGCCUGAUGCGCUGAUAGAUGUUGCCGAUACGGGCGAGAUCGCUGACCUCCCCGGCGAGGCUGAACAGCCCGACCUUCCACCUGUUCCUCCGCCGCCAACAUGGGCACGACCUCCCCUCCAACGCAACACCUUGCAAGGUGCUCCCCCGGCCGCGCCCAUGGCGCUUCCUCCGUCAAGCGAUCAACCACCAGCAACCGACUCGCUCUCUCUACAGCAACUACGCCAUAUUGUGGCCGAAUUCAAUCGUGCCGAACCCGUCGCCUACGACUUUGAGUACACCGACAUAGGCCCCCAUGCCGAAGAAAUAGACGAGUGGUUCAACUAUGGGGUACCACAGUGGGUUCGACUGAGCGCCGCGCAGCGAGCAUUUAAGUGGCACUGGCAGCACGAGGCGAGGUCUCAGGAUACGUGGGAUGAUGCAGACAACGAUACACGCACACGGUUCGUCCAGACAGCUAUUGCGGGCGUGCAGUCCAACGACGCGGCGCUACGAUCAGCUUCGAUUGGGAAGCUAGUGUAUCUCGUGUUAGGACGUUGGAAUGAUACCGCCAUGUCGAAUGCGACGCCUGGGGAUAGCCGGUCUGUUGCCAGUAUUUCGCAGUUGCAAGCCAUCAAGGCUGGCGUUGAGUGUCUGACGUCCUUGGAGGGCUUGCCUGUUAUCUGGGAAGCUCUGCGCAGUAAUUUUGAAGUACAGUGGUCAGGGGACCCGCUAGGGCAGCAUAGUAACGCCCAGGAAGCCCAGGACGAGUUGAUGAACCUCAUGACCAUCAUGUACGUAGUAGUACAAGAGACCCUUAACGAUCCGGAGGACAUGUCUUCCUCAUACGGAAAGCUCUUGGAGCUUAACCCCUCAUUGGUCGACUAUAUGUUUACAGCAACUUCAAAAUUGCGAUGGGAUGAGCAAAAUGCCAUGCCACAGACUCAGAUACUUCUAUUGUUUUGGAAAACAAUUCUACUGGUUUUUGGUGGAACUAAAGACCUUGAAGCCAUCAAGAAGGCUACUAAUGAAAUGGGGGACAAGGCAGCCGAUAAAAAGACCAUCACUGCUUCACCCUUGGACUAUCAUGUCUUUCGCCAAGAAAUAACAUCCAAAUACCCAGCUUAUGUACCCCCACGACCGGCAAUUCCUCUCGAAGCAGAUAACACCUCUUUGUUACCUCCUCUAUCGAGCCAAGUAUCAAGGAAUAACGGUGCUAAUGGUAUCAUUCCUGCACCACCUCAAGUCCACAGCGGAGGAACCUCGAUUCUUGAUCAGCCGGUACAUAUCGCCACCCCAGCGCCUUCGCCACCCCCAUCACCAGCAGCAGGCGGCAAGGGAGUUAAGAAACAAAACUAUCAGACGAACCAGAAUUUCCCUUUCAUGUACCCUCCGUUGGAUGCCUCAAGUAACUUUGCUGGUGGAAAAGGCGCUGCCGGGCUCCAGCAUGAGCUCAUCGGACGAAAAUGGGAGGGGAGCGAUAUUCCCGCUUCCAUCCUUGAAGCUGGAGAGUUGUUCUCACAGCGAGUCCGGAUGACAAGGGCAACCCGCCAGCUUUGGGAAGAGCGCGAGCGAUUCCUGAAGUUUGAGCGCGGCUACAGCAGUGACCGCGAUGAUGACGACGACAUCGAGGGUCUAGAUCUAAACGAGCUCUCGCCAGAAGAACAAGAAAUACUAAAGGAGAUCAAAGCGGAAACCAGAGCUGAAGAGAAGAGGGAAAACCCGGUAGCUCCUGAACCGGAGAUAGACUAUGGCCCUCGGCCAGAGCUAUUGGACGAACGGGACAAACAACGUCUUGUUGCUGUGGAGAAGUUUUACCGCGAUGCGUUGCCCCAUCUUCAGUCACUAGUGAUAGUUCUGCUGCGGCCAAUUCUUCUUAACGUGACAGCGAUUGUCUCACAGCAGCCUCAACAAGGACCUCCAGGGAUGGGUAGAGGUAACAACCCUGGCAUGAAUGGUGGCCCUUCAGGAAACAGACAACAACAGGAAGUGCCAGGUCAAAAUCCCACAAAACCAUUGACACCAGAACUAUCUCUAGAUGAGGUGGACGCUGCAAGGACGCGGGAAAUUACUUCGAAAGCCAUGACUGGGAUUCUUAUCUUAUUGUUGAAAUGGCUACGGGUGUCUCAUGUUCUCAAAUUCGAGUACAUGACACAGCUUCUACUGGACUCUAAUUAUGUCCCUCUCGUCCUUAAGCUCUUUGCUCAUCAAGACGUUCAGCAAGUGGUCGACAGUAAGAUGGACCGUGCUGAAAACAGUUUCUUCCACUUCUGCAACCUGCUGUCGCAAUCUAGAGAUAAGACGACCUCGGAGCUAGCGCAGGACGAGGAAGAAGAUGAUGAAGAGAUUGAGGAGAGUGAUGACGAAGCAGCACCUCCGCCUAUCAGGAGAAGGCGUUCACCAAGCACACAGGUCGACGACGACGGAGAUUCCAACAGUGACGGCCAAGCUUCUUCCACAAGGCCUGAAGUUGAUGAGCUCGGGUAUCCUCUUAAUUCGCAACCAAUGGAGCCUAUCACAGACUUUUCACGUCGCAACUUCUUCUCACUCAUCAACUACCUGAGAGUGAUGCAAAAGAUCUGUAAAAACAAGGCACACCGGAACUUGUUGCUUGUCCAGUACAAGUCAUCGACUAUCCUCCGAAAGUCUCUCAAGGUACCUCAGCCGGAGCUGCGCCUCUACACACUCAAACUAUUCAAAAACCAAGUCCCGUACUGCGGCCGUAAGUGGCGCCAGAGCAACAUGCGUGUGAUCACGGCGAUUUAUCUACACUGUCGACCGGAGUUGAAGGAUGAAUGGCUCGCGGGUAGUGAUGUGGACGCCGAAGUCGACGCAGCACUUCCUUUAGAACAGGCAUUGCGCAGCCUUACACAUUGGCUCAAUGUCCGGCGGUAUCCUGACAAAAUUGCGCCAGAGAUUCGAGCUGCCAUGCGAGAUGAGCAGGACUUUUUCUCGAGAGAGCUGGAGAAGCUGGAGUUGGAUUGGACAGGUGGGGGAGGCGAUGAUGGAAUGAGUGAAUUAGAGGCAGGGGAGGCGUGGUAA